AAAUGCCACCAGCGGCGACAGAGGAUGCCGAUGGCGUGACGGCGGAGCUAAGCAGCUACAUUCAUGUAGAAGAAGGACCGCUUCUAUCAGAAAGAGUAGAAGCUGUCAAGGCUACCUUCAAGCAGACGAUCAAGGAUGACCUUUCUCUGGCGCGGUGCCCCAACGCAACCAGGGUCGACCCUCGCUUGUGGACGAGCAUGCGCGACAGUCUCAAGGUGCACACAAAAGGCGACAAGUCUUCUCUGCGUGAUCCUCCCGCUGAAAAGGCACGUGAGCUGCUCCGGGGAGUGAUUAGCAGCAUAGCGCGACGGGGAAGCACGAACCGAUCACGUGCCUUCAGGAAGAUGCACAACGCGAAGAAUAUGGCACAUCCAACUAUGCUGACGCCAGCAGCCGGACCUACGACUCGGCCUUCGCAGAGCUUUCCUCUUCCGCCAUGGCCUCUGACGAACCCCCAGUUCUCGCCCUCGCUUCCCUGGUACCAUCCUCAACUGGCAUCGCCCUUCGGUGGCAGUGUACCCGUGCAGGUCACCCCCUCUUCAACGUGCCUCCCACUAAGUCAGUCGAUUGGCCAGUACCCUUUCGUGGGCUUUGGUGGUAGCAGCGUAAGCGUGCCAAUGCCAGCGGUUGGAGCUUUUUCUCCUCCCGUCGCCGGCUCGGCGGCUGCUGGAGCCACGUCCCAGCCACCCGCCCCGUGGACUCGCGCCGAAAAAGCGUCAAAGAAGGCCGAGGGAACUGGGGGUGCGGCUGGUGAGGCGUUUGACUCGGUAGAGGGCUUGGAUAACCUUGAAGACUUGGGCGAUGGAACGGAGGAAGCGCCCGGAGGGGUGAACGAAGCAGUACCAGCGGCGGGCGUGGCGGGCGUGGAUACCCGGAAAACGAAAGACCUCAUGCAAGAGCUGUUGGAUGCUGGGAUAACGGAUGCCGAUGCCACAGAGGCGGUUCAACAGCUCAGGUCGGCUCUGACUGCCGCCGGUGAGCUUGGCCCCGUGGAAAAGCAACACGCAGCGGCAAUCGACGGGAUCGACAUCUUCAAAUGCACCCAGCUUGGGCGAUAUGCCUACGAUUCGCUCAUGAGACGUGGGUUUGCGAUCGCCCCCGUCUUUUCCAGUGCUGACAGAGAUGAGACAACACGUUUCAUGUCGGAGAGGAUUCACGAGGAGUAUUUCACAGAGACAAGCGAGGACGGACGGCUCCGGGUCCCAUAUGCAAAGGGGCUCCGCAAGAUAAACGACCAGGAGAGAUGGAUGGUGAACCUAGAAGAGGCAUCGCACAAGAAGAGCCUCGGGCAGAAGUUCAUGGAGAGGGCGGAAAUAGCCGUCCAAACCAUGGGCUUCGUGUUACAAGCUCUCGUCUCAAUCGAUAACGUGGUGGACGCCGAGAAGCUAACUCUCCUGCUCAGCGCGGCGGGCGAGGCCAAUCAAGUGCUUCACAAGGACCAAGACGGGAAGGACGUGCAGAAAAGGCUUCUGGGUUCAGGGUCAGGGACGCGAGGGAGGUCUGAGCCGGCGCCGUACACCGGCCUUUGUGCUUUCCGAGAACCUGUGUAUCUUCACGUCGAUGAGGCCAGCCACAAGGACUUUCUGAAGGACGAGUAUGACUGGAAUGACAUGGUAGAGCUGAUCAUCCCUCCAGGGUAUGGCAUUCUCUUUCACAGCUGCCUGGUGCACUCCGGAAGCUCGUACGAGGAGAUCAACAGUAGGCUGCACAUUUACUUCAAGUGUAAGAACGGCCGGACAACGUUCGACAACACCUUCCACCAGGUCAAACAUGACGAGGCGAAGCAACCAGCGGCUAGGAAAGCGCUUCCUUUGUCGUAGACAUAAGGAACACGAUGCGGUGUCUCGUUCUGAACGUGGAAUCGUCUCCUGUGUAUGUUGCGUCUUAAGUCCGUCCACGCCAUCCCUUUUUUCAAGGGCGCGUGUCAUCGUUUGGGCAGCACAUUCGGCGGAAGCAUUGCGACACAGCAUGCGGUUGACAUGUACGAUUGUCCCUUUCCCAGAGUUCGUCGGAGUUCGUCGAUGCGUACGGAGCCAUGGAUCCCUACGGUCCUCAAUGCCUUCGCCAAGAGAGCAGUUUUCUUUUGAGCGUGCGUAAUAUGAUCUGAUGACUGGUGCCGCGCCUGUGCACGCAGAGACUCACAGACGCGAUCGACGUGGCUUUUGAGAGAUUGCUUGAAGGAUCCUGACACGCUGUGAGGGUCACCUUCGAAGAGAUACCUGCACCGAUGGAUGUUUUUUCUUGCGUGAUUUGUAGCUGGUGGCGAAUUGAGAUACC
Messenger RNA from Ectocarpus sp. CCAP 1310/34, 2277 nucleotides. Lineage: Eukaryota; Phaeophyceae; Ectocarpales; Ectocarpaceae. The record is from the annotation of a GenBank genome assembly.